AUGGACGCUUACUCAGUCUCGUACACCAGCCCUUCCAACCGCAGUACUUCCCGUAUAUACCAGGACCUUGAAUCCUGUCGACUUCAGAGCCUCUUUGGAAUCGGCCGAGACAGACUCCUGCUCAGAUCCCUCACCAUGGACUCAUUUGCGCGGCGCAAGCAAUCCGAGUCAGGCCCAAGACCACACAUCGUCAUCGUCGGCGCUGGCCUCGCCGGUUUGCGCUGUGCCGAUAUCCUAAUCCAACAUGGUCUGUUAGUGACCAUCAUUGAAGGCCGAACCCGCCUCGGCGGACGUGUAGUCCAGGACAAGCUGCCGAAUGGAUACACCGUCGACCUGGGCCCCAACUGGAUCCACGGCACCGACGACAAUCCCAUCCUUGACCUCGCCAAGGAGACAGACACUGCCGUCGGCAGCUGGGACCAGAGGUCACAUAUGGUCGACGAGUCCGGAGUGCUCCUCGAUCUGGACGAUAGUGAAAACUAUUCCAGCAUCAUGUGGGGCAUCAUCCAAGACGCCUUUCAGCACUCCAACAAGAACACUGCUAGCAUUGAUCCCAACGAAAGCCUCUGGGACUUUUUCCAGGAAAAAGUGGUUGAGAAGAUACCCGAUACGGAGGAAGACUACGAGAAGAAGCGCUCCAUUGUUCUUCAAGUUGCUGAAUCAUGGGGCGCCUUCAUCGGAACACCGGUCCAGACCCAAAGUCUCAAGUUUUUCUGGUUGGAAGAGUGUAUAGACGGCGAAAACCUCUUCUGCGCCGGCACCUACGAGAAGAUUCUCGAGAGAGUGGCAGAGCCGGUAAGACACAACGCGGACAUUAUGUACGAUGCUCGCGUUACCAAGAUAGAGCUCAAGACGGCGGAUCGCCCGAAACCUAGGGUUCAAACCGAUACCGGCCACGUCCUGGAGUUUGACGAAGUUGUCAUGACGGCCCCCCUGGGCUGGUUGAAAAAGAACCUCGGCGCAUUCGACCCGCCCCUGCCGGAACGGGUCGAGCGCGGCAUCAAGGCCAUCGGCUACGGAUGCCUCGAGAAGGUCUACAUCACAUUUCCUAAUGCGUUCUGGCUCGUCCCCGAGGAGGAGGGCCGGGGUGUAAAGGGCUUCUGCCAGUGGCUGGCCCCGACAUACUCGGCCAAGUCGAACCCGCAGCGGUGGAACCAGGAGAUCGUCGAGCUGGCCUCGCUGGGGCCGGACUCGCACCCGACGCUGCUGUUCUACAUCUUUGGCGACGAGUCCAAGUACAUCACCGAGGAGGUGGCCAAGCUGAAGACGAUACCCGAGAGGAACUACUUCCUGUACGAUUUCUUCAGGCCGUACUACUCCCGGCUGCCGGGCUAUGACGCGACGUCGCCCGACUGCAGGCCCACGGGCUGUCUGGCGACGGACUGGCUGCGCGACGACCUCGCCGGCAACGGCAGCUACAGUAACUUCCAGGUCGGGCUGGAGGAGGGCGAUAAGGACGUCGAAGCGAUGCGCGAAGGCGUGCCGGAGGGCGGACUGUGGCUGGCCGGUGAGCACACGGCGCCGUUUGUCGCGCUGGGUACGGCUACUGGCGCGUACUGGAGCGGUGAGAGCGUCGGCAGGAGGGUAGCCGAGGCGUAUGGGAGGGCCAGCAGCCAGGAGGGUUGA
Messenger RNA from Colletotrichum karsti, 1626 nucleotides. Its product is annotated as flavin containing amine oxidoreductase. The transcript has 3 exons. Gene Ontology annotation, molecular function: oxidoreductase activity. Lineage: Eukaryota; Fungi; Ascomycota; Sordariomycetes; Glomerellales; Glomerellaceae. The record is from RefSeq and is a predicted model, not a curated record. The coding region runs from base 1 to 1626 and encodes 541 amino acids.